AACCCGAAAAAUCAGAGAAAUUACUGGAGUAUCAAGCAUGAGUGCAGAGCUGAAGAGGGACUACGAGAUCGGCGAGGAGCUCGGUCGCGGCCGCUUCGGUGUGGUCCACCGCUGCACGUCCCGCGCCACCGGCGAGGCCUUCGCCGUCAAGUCCGUGGACCGUUCGCAGCUGGCCGACGACCUCGACCGCGAGCUCGCGCAGGUGGAGCCCAAGCUGGCCCAGCUCGCCGGCGCGGGCAACCCCGGCGUGGUGCAGGUGCACGCGGUGUACGAGGACGAGGCGUGGACGCACACGGUGAUGGACCUGUGCACGGGCCCGGACCUGCUCGGCUGGAUGGGCCUCCGCCGCGGCGCGCCCGUGCCGGAGCCCGUGGCGGCCGCCAUCGUCGCGCAGCUCGCCCAGGCGCUGGCGCUCUGCCACCGCCGCGGGGUGGCGCACCGCGACGUCAAGCCCGACAACAUCCUCAUCGACGCCGCCGAGGAGGACGACGAGGAGGACGGCGCCGAGGGCGAGGGCGAGGGCGAGGCGGCGCCGCGCGCACGCCUGGCGGACUUCGGGUCCGCGGCGUGGGUGGGCGUGGGGGGCCUUGGCCGCGCGGAGGGGCUGGUGGGGACGCCCCACUACGUGGCGCCCGAGGUUGUGUCCGGCGGCGAGUACGGCGCCAAGGCCGACGUGUGGAGCGCCGGGGUGGUGAUGUACACGCUGCUCUCCGGCGGCGCGCUCCCCUUCGGCGGCGAGAGCGGCGCGGAGGUGCUGGCGGCCGUGAUGCGGGGCAGCGUGCGGUUCCCGCCCAGGCUGUUCGGCGGCGUGUCCCCGGCCGCCAAGGACCUGAUGAGGCGCAUGAUCUGCCGUGACGAGUGGAGGAGGUUCACCGCUGAGCAAGUCCUCGCUCACCCGUGGAUCGUGAGCGGCGGCGGAGCCCGUGCUGUGGGGCAGCCAACCUGAAGCGACACGCACCAGCAGACCAUGGCGAACGGGGCGUGUAUCGCCGUAAGGAUACGGCCACGAACACCGACGUUGUGUAUACGGUUUUGUAAGUACGGAGCAGGGACCAAGGAGAGUGACGAAAGAGUUUGUAGCGGUAGUAUUGUACGCUGCUGCCGGCUGCAGCGUAGCAUCGAGCGGUGCCGUCGCAGCAGAGCAGGUCGAUCGUCGACGAAGCUUUUAGCCGGUUUCAGGGAUGCUCUUUACCUAACAGAGCGCCCUUUCGGCUUUCUUUCUUUUUUUAUUUUUGAGGUGCCGGUAGCUGGUUGUAUAUACACCGAGUCACUGACCGUCUUGUACAAAUGGAGCUCAAUGAUAAAUAAAUCCGGCCUUCGUGCAUCCUUUAUGUUACAA
Setaria italica (foxtail millet) is the source of this 1339-nucleotide messenger RNA. RefSeq names its product phosphoenolpyruvate carboxylase kinase 2. Lineage: Eukaryota; Viridiplantae; Streptophyta; Magnoliopsida; Poales; Poaceae. Gene Ontology annotation, molecular function: calcium/calmodulin-dependent protein kinase activity; calcium-dependent protein serine/threonine kinase activity; calmodulin binding. The record is from RefSeq and is a predicted model, not a curated record. The coding region runs from base 38 to 946 and encodes 302 amino acids. The transcript is spliced from 2 exons. Gene Ontology annotation, cellular component: nucleus; cytoplasm. Gene Ontology annotation, biological process: intracellular signal transduction; peptidyl-serine phosphorylation; protein autophosphorylation.